Messenger RNA from Scylla paramamosain (green mud crab), 1847 nucleotides. RefSeq lists its product as uncharacterized. The transcript has 6 exons. The coding region runs from base 102 to 1184 and encodes 360 amino acids. The record is from RefSeq and is a predicted model, not a curated record. Lineage: Eukaryota; Metazoa; Arthropoda; Malacostraca; Decapoda; Portunidae.
AACAUCAGUAUCCUGCCAACUUUCACGGGGGUAGGUAGUCAUUCUCCGUCCGGUGCAUCUUGACUGGAAGCGCGUUUGGUCAAAUUUUUGCGUUUAUUGAGAUGAUAGUGAAGGGAAAUGGCGGCGCUCUGGAGGUGAUAAACGGCGAGGAGGAGGACGAGGGCGCCUACAAGAUGUAUUCGCCUAUUAUGAAGGUGUUAAGAGAAUGUAACUCAUUCUUCUUGCAAGGGCUGGUCAGUGCACAAGGGGAGUGCCGCCCCCUGCUGGCGUGUGGGCGGCAGGUGGGCGUAAUCAGGCCAGAUGUCGCCUGUUACCUGCUGGACUACCCACAAGUCUUCACGCCCACGCCCACUGCCUUCCUGCUGCACCCUCAGCUGGACUCGUACACCAAGAGGAGCAGCGCCGUGGACCUGGUGUUGCGUGACCUGAGAGCGAAGAAUGUGCUGAGUGCGUUGCGUGGGUGGCGGGACGAGCGAUUUUGCGUGUGGGGACAGUUCGGCGUAGGGGAACCGCUGUUUGAAAUUGAGAGAUCAGCUGUCACACCUUUGGGCAUUCGAGCAUACGGCACGCACAUCACAGGCUACACACACUCCCCUGAGGACGGGCGGCUCAGGAUAUGGGUACAGAAGCGCGCCUUUGAUAAACCCACGUAUCCUGGCAUGAUGGACUCAAUGGUGGGCGGCGGCGUCACUGCAGGGAUGGCGCCGCGGCAGGUCAUGCUGAAGGAGGCACACGAAGAAGCGGGCAUUCCGGAGCAUCUGGCCAGCACUGCGGUGGCUGCCGGCUGUGUCUCGUUCUUCAGGGAGUCCGAGCGCGGCCUUCACGCCAACACAGAGUUUGUGUAUGACCUGGAGUUGCCGCCUGACUUCGUGCCGAGGAACGUGGACGGCGAGGUGGACAGCUUCGAGGCCGUCACUGUGGAGGAAUUCCUCUCUCGUGUCACGUCAGCCAAAUACAAGUUAACCUCAGUUCCCGUUGCCCUUGACUUUCUGAUUCGCCGAGGCUUCAUCACGCCAGACACGGAGCCGCAGUACCCGGGUCUUCUGGAGCUGCUGCACGUGCCCCUCCACCACCUGUACGCUCCACACGCCCCCGCGCCCACUCACUCAUGCCCUCCAGCCUCCCCGCCACCCUCGCCGCCCUCUGAGUCCCCCUCCAAUGCCUUGAUGCUUAGUGAGGUUUGAGUGUGUUGGGUUAAGUUAGGUAGGGUGGGUGUGUGGUAGAGAGAGGGGGGAGGAGGAAGAGGAGGAGGAGGACGAAGAGAAGAAGAAACAAGGGAAUAGAAGAGGAGAGUGAAAAAAAAUAAUAAUCACUAGAAAGAAGAAGAAAUAAUUAAAUAAGACAUUGAAGAGAAGGAAGAGGAAGGAAAAAAAAAAUAAGAUUAAGACUUUUAGCAAACCAAAUGUAGCUUUAGAUAAAAAGAAAUAAUAAAAAAAAACAUUUUGAAUAAAUACACAAAAUAAUCGUUCCUUUUUAAACGUUAGGAGAAAAAUAUUAUUGUUAUUGUUUUUACUACAACACAUAUUUAUUUUUAACGAAUAUACGUAUAUAUUUUUGAGCUACAGUAAGUUGUAAUAGUGAGAAAAUACAUAAAUAGAGAAUUGUUAAUAUUAUGUUCACAGUGAUAUUUGAAUUUUUGGUUGUAUACAUGAACACACACAUACACACACACAUCGUACAUAAUUAGUUUUUUCUUAGAUUUAUUAAAGAAAAUGUUAAGAUGAUAGUUAAAAGAUAAUGAUAGGAAAUAUUUUUGUAGGUAAAUGAGAGUUUUUGAAUAGUGUUAUGUAUACAUUUGAUAAUAUACAUAGGUGUACAUACUGGGAAGGUGUGUGUGUGUGUGUGUG